Messenger RNA from Naegleria fowleri, 273 nucleotides. RefSeq lists its product as uncharacterized. The record is from RefSeq and is a predicted model, not a curated record. The transcript has a single exon. Bases 1 to 273 code for a protein of 90 amino acids. Lineage: Eukaryota; Heterolobosea; Eutetramitea; Acrasida; Naegleriidae.
AUGUCCAAUUUGCUAACGAUUCCUUGUCAAUAUAUUUUUCAAGGAAAAGCAGCAGACAUGAAAUUAAGCUUUAAAUCAGACCAAGAGCGAAAAAGAAUUAUGGAAAUUUAUUUACCUCGAUUUGGAGUCAUUGCAAUUGAAUUAUCGGAAGUGAUCAACCGUAAAUUUACAAAAAUCAACGACGAAGGAAUUUUAGAGUUGCGAGUACAAAUGAAUUUGAUCAGUGAGAAUGAGUCCUCUGAAUCCACAACUUCUUCAUCAUCAAAUAAUUAA